UCAUGUAAACUUUUCUUUUUCCCUAACUGGCAGUUGCAGUCGUGCAGAAUGGCGGACCUCAGUCUUGUAGAUGCAUUGACAGAUCCACCUCCAGAGAUUGAGGGAGAGAUAAAGCGAGACUUCAUUGCCACACUGGAGGCUGAGCCCUAUGAUGACACUGUGGGAGAAACUGUGGAGAAGACUGAGUAUAUUCCUCUCAUGGAUGGUGAUGAGAAAAUUGGGAACCCAGAGUCCAAAAAGAAACCAUGCUCAGACACUAGCCAGGCUGACGGUAAGUGUUUAAGCUAAAAGGCGUGCAUAGGU
Molecule: messenger RNA, 303 nt
Organism: Cricetulus griseus (Chinese hamster)
Lineage: Eukaryota; Metazoa; Chordata; Mammalia; Rodentia; Cricetidae
Source: RefSeq, a predicted model, not a curated record